AUGUUGAUGCAAUUGUUUUCAAUGAAUGAAAUGUGGAUGUUUGUCAGGGAUUUUGUCGACACCAAUGACAGUUUAGAGAGUCAAAAGACAAAAUACACCGACGUGAUUGUAAUAGCGUCAUGUAUAUUAUUGGCUUAUAUCAUAGAUAUUCUGUUGAUUUUCGUGUCGAAACUACGGAAUAGCUUUCCUGCCAAUCUUCUCCUCAUCUUAUUAGCAGUUAUUUCAUUCUCUGCUGGUACAGCAAUAAUAUUAGCUAAACUGAUAUGGCAAUUCGCUACCGUUAUACUUUCACGACAACUGUGA
Messenger RNA from Heterobilharzia americana, 303 nucleotides. The record is from the annotation of a GenBank genome assembly. Lineage: Eukaryota; Metazoa; Platyhelminthes; Trematoda; Strigeidida; Schistosomatidae.